Molecule: messenger RNA, 630 nt
Organism: Sorex fumeus (smoky shrew)
Lineage: Eukaryota; Metazoa; Chordata; Mammalia; Eulipotyphla; Soricidae
Product: high affinity copper uptake protein 1-like
Exons: 1
Coding region: 1-630 (209 amino acids)
Biological process (GO): copper ion transmembrane transport
Cellular component (GO): membrane
Molecular function (GO): copper ion transmembrane transporter activity
Source: RefSeq, a predicted model, not a curated record
AUGGACCACUCGCACCAUCACUCCAGAAUGAGCGCCAUGGGCCACCCCAGCGCCCUGGCCCCUUCACCCCAGCCUCUGCCCACCACGAGGCCCCACUCUCACGGGGGCAGCGCACACACGAUGCCCAUGACAUUCUACUUCGGCUACAGGAACGUGGAGCUGCUGUUCUCAGGGUUGCUGAUCGACUCGGCUGAGGCCAUGGUCGGGGCAGUUGUGACCGUGUUUCUGCUGGCCCUGGGCUAUGAGGGACUCAAGAGAGCUCGCGAGAGGCUCCGUGUCCUGUGCUCGCCUUUCCCCAGACCCGACCGAGCCUGCCCCCAGAAGACGUCCUGGCCGCAACUGCUGAGCGCCACUCACCAACUGCAGACGGUGCUGCACGUGUUCCACGUGGGCCUGAGCUACCUGCUGAUGCUGACCGUCAUGACCUACAAUGCCUACCUGGGCCUGGCGGUGGUGGCGGGGGCCGGCGCCGGCUACUGGCUCUUUGGCGGGAAGAAGGCGGAGGAUUCCCGGAACCUUGAUAGGAACAAGGUGGAGCUCCAUGAGAUUUGCGGCGGAAACUCCUGUCCUGCAGGAACGAGCCCUCACCUUCUUGUCCCUCCUGAAGCCUCUGGAUUGCAGCUGUUCUGA